AUGCUGCAGCUGCUGCAACGUGACAUCCGCAGCAAGAAUAGCCGCGACACCCUGGACCAGUCGCGCGGCGCCGAGGUGGCGGUCGGGGAGUGCCUGGGGCGCGCUGGCUGCGGCGCCGUGUUCCGCGGCACCUGGCACCGAGUGCCGGUGGCCGUCAAGGUCAUGCAGACACGCAACGACGGCGCGCAGGCGCUGCAGGAUGCGGUCGAGAUGGCGGUGCUGUCCAGCGUGCAGCACCCCAACAUUGUGCAGGUCUUCGCCUGCCUCACAGACAUGGUCAAGACCACAGACAACCACUUUGGCGGCCGCAGUGCGAGCUUCACGGGCGGCGUCAAGACCCACUACCGCCGCCUGCGGCCGGAGGAGGACCCCGACGAGGCCGUCACCCACAACAUCAUAGUCAUGGAGCCCUGCGACCGCGGCACCCUGCGCGACGCCAUCAAGGGCGGCCUGCUGCACCAGUCCCUGCCGGACGGCGCCAUCGGCAUCAAGCUGGCGCCCGCGGCCGAGCUGCUGCUGGACGUGGCCUACGCGGUUCAGUACCUGCACUCGAUGCAACUCGUGCACGGGGACCUGCGGGAACUGUCCGCCCGCGAGCCAGAUGGCCGGCUGGCGCUGGAGAACGUGCUGCUCAAGACCGACCGCUCGCGCCCGCUGGGUGCGACCCCAAAGCUCUCGGAGUUUGGCCUCACGCGCAUCCUGAGCGAUGCCGACCACGCCGCCGGCGCCGCCCCCCCUGGCGGCGCCACCUGCGCGCAUGUCGCGCCCGAGAUGUUCCGGGCGGGCUGCCAGGUCAGCACGGCGGUCGAUGCGUACGCGUUUGGCGUUUUCAUGUGGGAGGUAUACACCAGCAAGAGAGCGUUCUCUGGCCUGCCCCGUGAGGCCGUCAUCGAGCGCGUCUCCGUCAAGGGCGCGCGCCCCCGCUUCCCCUCGACCACCCCGCCCGCCUUCGCCGAGCUCGCCCAGGCGUGCUGGGCCGCGGACCCCGCGGCGCGGCCGAGCUUCACCCAGAUCGCAGAGGCCCUGGACCGGCUGGUGGGGGAGCUGUCGGGGCGGCCGAUUUGA
Molecule: messenger RNA, 1065 nt
Organism: Monoraphidium neglectum
Lineage: Eukaryota; Viridiplantae; Chlorophyta; Chlorophyceae; Sphaeropleales; Selenastraceae
Product: Mitogen-activated protein kinase kinase kinase 9
Exons: 8
Coding region: 1-1065 (354 amino acids)
Biological process (GO): protein phosphorylation
Molecular function (GO): protein kinase activity; ATP binding
Source: RefSeq, a predicted model, not a curated record